This is a messenger RNA of Chaetomium globosum CBS 148.51, 1095 nucleotides long. RefSeq lists its product as uncharacterized. The transcript is spliced from 2 exons. NCBI's taxonomy places the organism in Eukaryota, Fungi, Ascomycota, Sordariomycetes, Sordariales, Chaetomiaceae. Bases 1 to 1095 code for a protein of 364 amino acids. The record is from RefSeq and is a predicted model, not a curated record.
AUGGCCGCUCCCGCCCAAUCCACCUCGGAACGAGGGUACGAAUCGAGACCGACAUGGCAACAGCUUUUUAACGACGGCAUGCAAUGCUACUAUUGGCUCCGCAGCGACCAAUCCUCGAAGGGGAAUUGCCUGACUACCAAGAGCAAAAGCUGUUUAGUUGCGACAGUUUGUUUCGAUGACGAUGGAUACUACAGGGUAUUCCACUGUACGAUCCCUCGAGGCCAGUUCGAAAACUAUAUGUGGAGUGGUGCCUUAAAAACACCACAGUGGUGGGCCGCGGCAAGUACCCCUAUCCAACCUGAAACCCUUCCAAACCCACUGUUCCAUGCGGAGGAUGGCGCCCUUUUUUUAUGCGAGUCAACUAUGGGCACCUUAGUCCCAGGUCCGGGUUGCGAAGGGGUUCGCAUGCUUGUGUGUGGAUUAAAAGGGGGCACGUCUAAGCCCGGGAAAACCAAACUCUGCGCAGCCGGGAGCCCGAAAAGGCCAGACUCCAAAACGGUCGCGGAGCGGCUGAACGUAAGGUUCCUUGGUACUGGCAGCCCCAGUGAUCUAGACGCGGCAGACGCGCUUCUACACCAACAGCAACUGCAACAGCAACAGCAACAAAGACCAUCGAGCAAUUCUAGCAAUGAAUCCGGCUACUCCGGGGGCAGCAUCCUGGACAGUGCCUACAUUGAUCCAUCAAACGGGGACAUCGUCGCCAGCGAUGGGACUCGCGGCUCGACCCCAGGACGCCCACAUCAGGACCAGGGGUCACGGUCUCGCAGGAGCGGAGCUCCCUCGUCAAAUUCGAUGUCUCUGCUCACUCAAGGCAUGUCAACGCUCAGCAUGGGCCGCGGCGGCAAUGCCAGACAUUCCAGAGGCCCGCAGAAUGGUGGAACAGCUGCCCAAUCUGGAGGUUUUCAAGUUUCCCCCCCUCGAGGUACCGGUCCUCAGUCAGCCAACCGCUCCACGCUACGGCAGUCUUCAGGUUCGGCUCAGACCACGUCUCGACAGUCUUCCACCGUUCGGCUCACGACCAGGCCGUCGUCCUCUGGGCAGUCGACAGCGAGAGACCCUCGGAGGUCAGCUGGCCGAGAGGAAAGACGUGGAUGA